Messenger RNA from Daldinia childiae, 1020 nucleotides. RefSeq lists its product as uncharacterized. The transcript has a single exon. NCBI's taxonomy places the organism in Eukaryota, Fungi, Ascomycota, Sordariomycetes, Xylariales, Hypoxylaceae. The record is from RefSeq and is a predicted model, not a curated record. The coding region runs from base 1 to 1020 and encodes 339 amino acids.
AUGGUUAUCACACGCGCAAGAAAAUUAGCAUCAGAACUCGACGAACUCGAUAAUAUCUACGAGUCACUUAGCAAAAGACCGGAGAGAGCGGACUGGCUCGGAAGUGCCUCAUUGGACUCUCGGGAUCUCCAAUCUUCUAACUUCGUUUCACGGUUCUAUUGGAAGAUACGAUAUAAUGUCUUUACCACGGAGAGGUCGAAAAGGCAAGAUAUCGAAAACUAUCACCGUGCGUUGCGCGGUAAUGUUGCUCGGGCUUGUGCCGAAUAUUACGUGAAAUUUCUCCGCGACGAGAAUAAAGCUAGCAACGGUACGAUGGUUCGCGAAGGUAUUCACCAGACCUAUGAGGCUCUCCAUUAUGCAACAACAACAAGUAGGCAGGGCAUAGAGUCGACAAUUGAUGGGGUAUUACGGGAGUUUAAAAGGUACCACAGGUUACAGAAUAACUCACAGAAAGCAUUGCAGAACAUAUUACAGGAGGAUCGCGCGCAACGGACUCUUAAAGAGUUGGGCAAAAUAACGCAAAUUCGCCAAUUCGCUGAGGACAUGGUAGCUGCGGCAAAUAAUUUGACACGAGAUCUGGAUCGUGUAGAAAGAUAUCGGCGGGUAGAGGCGGAGAAAGCCCAAGCUCGUUCGCAGGGUCAAGGCUGGUUGAACUACAAAGGUAAACUCCUAGAUGUGAGAAUGGAGAAAGUGAUAGAUGAGAAGACUGGGGAGGAGACCACAGUAUACUACGACUACGAGUACCAGAUCGAUAGACCAAAGACGAUGGGGUCGGUCAUACGAAGCAAAGCCGAUGAGCUUGAGUAUGUAUGGCACUCGGUACAAUACUGCGAGAAUGAUCUGGCGUACCUGAACAUCUGCGAGGUGACACGAUUGAACUCGACACAGAAGGCACUAAGGCUUAGGAAUGAGUUCAGAGAGCGUGAUAAUGCGCUAGGCCGUAGGCCACCGACUUGUGAUGAGCUCGGGAAUCUGGUACAUCUUAGAAGUAUUUGCAAAGAGAAGUAUCUUGAUUACUAG